GCUCCUUCCGCGCGCGCCGGGUCUACGAUUGGCGGGCGCCUGGCGGGCCGGGGCUGGCGCCAAUUCGAAGAGCGGGAGCGCAGCGGCAGCUAGUCCCGUCCCGCCAUGCCCGCCGCGCCCGAGCAGCAGAGCCCGGCGCCCCUGCCGCAAGGGGAGCUGCAGUACCUGGGGCAGGUCGAGCACAUCCUGCAGCGCGGCCACCGGAAGGAGGAUCGGACCGGGACCGGCACCAUCUCCGUGUUCGGGCUGCAGGCGCGGUACAGCUUGAGAGAUCAGUUUCCUUUGCUGACGACAAAACAAGUGUUCUGGAAGGGAGUGCUGGAAGAGCUGCUAUGGUUUAUCAAGGGUUCAACAAAUGCUAGAGAGCUCUCUGCAAAAGGAGUGAAGAUUUGGGAUGCCAAUGGAUCACGUGAAUUCCUGGAUAAACAAGGUUUCACUGACAGAACAGAAGGGGAUUUGGGACCAGUGUAUGGUUUCCAGUGGAGACACUUUGGAGCUGAAUACAAAGAUAUGAAUACAGAUUAUUCAGGCCAAGGAGUGGACCAGCUGCAGAAUGUAAUCGACACAAUCAAAAACAAUCCAGAUGACAGAAGAAUCAUCAUGUGUGCUUGGAAUCCCAAAGAUAUUUCACUAAUGGCUUUGCCUCCAUGCCACGCUCUGUGCCAGUUUUAUGUUCUAAAUGGUGAAUUGUCUUGCCAGUUGUAUCAAAGAUCUGGAGACAUGGGACUGGGGGUGCCUUUCAAUAUUGCCAGUUAUUCACUGCUCACAUAUAUGAUUGCCCAUGUCACAGGCCUGAAGCCUGGUGAAUUCAUACACACACUAGGAGAUGCUCAUAUAUAUCUGAACCAUGUUGAACCUUUGAAAAUUCAACUUCAGAGGGAACCACGUCCUUUCCCAAAACUCAAAAUUCUUCGUAAAAUUGAAAACAUCAGUGACUUCAAAGCAGAUGACUUUCAGAUUGAAGACUAUAACCCCCAUCCAGCUAUUAAAAUGGAGAUGGCUGUUUAAUGCACUUAACUUUUUAAACAUGAUAGGAGUCUGUUUCAUAAGUAUGUUACCUUCUCUGUACUUAAAGCUCAAUCUGGUGCUUUUAAAUGUUGCUAAAACAGUUAAAUAACUGCUUCUGAACAGUCUGUGGUCUAGAGCAGGACCUCUUUCAAAGUUAACAGUUGUGAAGUAUCUUUAAUGGGAAAUGGGUUGCCUUCCUGCAGGUGUCAUUGAACCAAAUCUUGCUGUAAAAAAAACAACAAAACUCGGGGUUGUAUAUUUUUACUGUCUAUAAAUCAUUGAGGGAUUGGCUGGAGCCCCCCUAAGUUGUUACUGGGUUUAAGUUAAUAUUUCAAGCUUUUCCGUGCUCUGCACUGUAGCCUGAGCAGUGAUAAGUGUUUAGUUUCAUUCUGUAUUAGUUACUUACCCUUAUGUAUUAGUAGUAAGUAUUUAAACAAAACACUUGUUACAGCAGGAUUUUUUUAAGCUUGGAAAGUGGUAGUAAGAAUGUUUAAUAAACUUGUAUAAAUAUUUUUAAUAGUGUUUGGGAAGUGUGUUGUAUCUUUAAGGUCUAGUACUGAAUUUGUGCUUGUAACACUAAUACAAGUAGAGCAAGAUAACUUUCAGAGGAUUUUGAGAUUUCAAAGGUUUGGCAUUGUUCAAUUUCAGACCAAAAAUCAAAGCAUUAACUCUCCUAAUUGGAGUGGGGGCUGUGGAAGUUCUGACUCACAGGCAGGGUACUUGGUGGAC
Chelonoidis abingdonii (Abingdon island giant tortoise) is the source of this 1737-nucleotide messenger RNA. RefSeq names its product thymidylate synthetase (gene TYMS). Gene Ontology annotation, biological process: dTMP biosynthetic process. Gene Ontology annotation, cellular component: mitochondrion; cytosol. NCBI's taxonomy places the organism in Eukaryota, Metazoa, Chordata, Testudines, Testudinidae. Gene Ontology annotation, molecular function: thymidylate synthase activity. The record is from RefSeq and is a predicted model, not a curated record.